Molecule: messenger RNA, 1513 nt
Organism: Arabidopsis arenosa
Lineage: Eukaryota; Viridiplantae; Streptophyta; Magnoliopsida; Brassicales; Brassicaceae
Source: the annotation of a GenBank genome assembly
UCAGCUACUACUGUUAAGCGAUUCUCACUAAAACCCUCGAACACAUCGCCCUUAUCUCUCUCUCUCUCUAGAUCUACUCGCUAUGGCUACUAUCACCGGUGUUAAGGCUAGACAGAUCUUCGACAGCCGUGGUAAUCCCACCGUUGAGGUUGAUAUCCACACAUCCAGUGGUGUCAAGGUUACAGCAGCUGUUCCUAGUGGAGCUUCCACUGGUAUCUACGAGGCUCUUGAGCUUAGGGAUGGAGGUUCUGACUACCUUGGAAAGGGUGUCUCUAAGGCUGUUGGCAAUGUGAACAACAUCAUCGGCCCAGCACUUAUUGGAAAGGACCCAACUCAGCAGACUGCUAUCGAUAACUUCAUGGUCCAUGAACUUGAUGGGACCCAGAAUGAGUGGGGUUGGUGCAAGCAAAAGCUUGGAGCCAAUGCGAUUCUUGCUGUGUCUCUUGCUGUCUGCAAAGCUGGGGCUGUUGUCAGCGGCAUUCCUCUAUACAAGCACAUUGCCAAUCUUGCUGGUAACCCUAAGAUUGUGCUUCCAGUUCCUGCCUUCAACGUCAUCAAUGGUGGAUCCCAUGCUGGAAACAAGCUUGCUAUGCAGGAGUUUAUGAUUCUCCCUGUUGGAGCUUCAUCUUUCACGGAAGCCAUGAAAAUGGGUGUGGAAGUUUACCACCACUUGAAGUCUGUGAUUAAGAAGAAGUACGGCCAGGAUGCCACAAAUGUUGGUGAUGAAGGUGGCUUUGCUCCAAACAUUCAGGAGAACAAGGAAGGUCUUGAAUUGCUCAAGACUGCUAUCGAGAAGGCUGGCUACACCGGAAAGGUUGUCAUUGGAAUGGAUGUUGCCGCUUCAGAGUUCUACUCAUCAGACAAGACCUACGACUUGAACUUCAAAGAAGAGAACAAUGGUGGUUCUCAGAAGAUUUCUGGUGAUGCUCUCAAGGACCUGUACAAGUCCUUUGUUUCUGAGUACCCAAUUGUGUCCAUUGAGGACCCAUUUGACCAAGAUGAUUGGGAGCACUAUGCUAAGAUGACCAGUGAGUGUGGAACCGAGGUUCAGAUUGUGGGUGAUGAUUUGUUGGUCACCAACCCCAAGAGAGUUGCUAAGGCAAUCGCCGAAAAGUCUUGCAAUGCUCUUCUUUUGAAGGUUAACCAAAUCGGAUCUGUAACCGAGAGUAUCGAGGCAGUUAAGAUGUCGAAGAAAGCAGGCUGGGGAGUGAUGACCAGCCACCGAAGUGGUGAAACUGAGGACACAUUCAUUGCUGACUUAGCCGUUGGCUUGUCUACUGGACAAAUCAAAACCGGUGCUCCUUGCAGAUCCGAGCGUCUUGCCAAGUACAACCAGCUUUUGCGUAUCGAGGAGGAGUUGGGAUCAGAGGCAAUUUACGCUGGAGUCAACUUCCGCAAACCUGUGGAACCCUACUAAGUGGAGCUUUUAGAAGCUAAGCGGUCUUCUUUGUGACGACGAGAAGAUGACUUGAGUUUGGUCAUUUGCUUAAUUAAAUAAAAACGUUUGUUUUUG